CAAGCGACCCCCUCCAGAGUUCACAAUGCAUGCCGACGUUUUAGGACUUGGCUAUUGGUAGACAUGCAAGUGUAGCAGUCAGCUGUUAAUAGACUGUGUGUUAGUUUCGAUUUUGGUUCGGUCGCUGUGUGAAAUUUGUGGAGGCAGCGAACCCGUUUAACCAUUCGGCCCUGGAAUAAUCGCUAUCAACGGAAACAUCAGUAAGUUUCAACAGGAGAUACAUAUUACUUAUCAACAUGGAUGAAGUAUCGAGGGAAACCAAAAGCAUAGUAGACAAGGUUUUAAAGGACGUCGGAAAGGCAUCUGCUGCAAAACAACUUGUAAUUGGAACCGUCUCCGGAUGGUGUACUGGUUUUGUGACAAUGAAAGUUGGAAAAGCGGCAGCAGUUGCAGUUGGAGGUGGCAUUAUUUUGUUACAGAUUGCAAAUCAUAAAGGUUAUUUGAAAAUUAACUGGGAUAAAGUUCACAAAGAAGUAGAUAAACUUGCUGAUAAGGUAGAAGAAAAAGCUACAGGAGAUGGUCCCAAAUUCUUGGACAAGAUGGAACGACUGGUCGAUCGAAAUAUUGAUAAGGCUGAAGAGUUAUUGAAGAACAAGCAGCGCAAAGCAAAGCGUUGGUACCAUAGUUUUAUUGGUGAUGAAGACUAUUUCCAGGUUCAAGAAAUUCAUAUUUUCCUUGCUUCAUUUGUUUUGGGUUUUUCGGUCGGAAUUGUGACAGCCUCCUGAAUCGAAUGAAAAGGAAGAGCAUUCAUGUAGAUUACUGUAAUUUAAGGCAUUUUACUAAACUUGAGUUAUUUAUUUCUGUAAUGAAGAGGUAAUAGUGAGUAGAACUGGAUUUUUCGUGACUGAUAAGAGCUUUAAGGCAGACUGUAGAAUCUCAUAAAUGAAUUAUACAAGAGGUAUAUGUCAGACUGGUUUUUCCAGGUGAUGUGGCUGGAGUAUGCUUUGUGUAAUUUAUUUCAAGAUAACACACCUAAUUUUUGUCACCUUAUAAAUUAUUAUUUAUUAAACGUAAGGUACCUAAUAAGUUCCCUAUGACUGAUAAUUUGAAAGUAUUAACUGUUCACACAAUUGAUAUGUGAUAUAGUAUAGAUUGUAUGCAAUAAAUAUUGUGUAGUAAUAAAUUAUAUUGUGUUUUGACAAUUUUGUCCUUUUGGCAUUAUCAAAAUUACAAUGUAUUUCAUAAAAACUGCAUAGUUGCAGAGGAUUGCAAUGUGUAGGGGACUGCAGAGAUCCAUAAAAAUAAUAGACAAACUAUAGAAAAAGGGAAAGUCAUUAACCACUUACGUAUAUUAAAAAAAAAAUUCUUCAGUGUGUAUUUACCUUUUUUACUCACAUUGAUGCUGGCAUUUAUAUUAAAUUGGGUCAAGCUACCAUGGAUGUCCUUUGCUUUGAGUCAGGGUAACAAAAGUACUUAAAAGUAGAUGAUCUGAUUUCAAAUUAGUGCUUUGUGAUAUGAUUUAUUAUGUAACAAUUCAACAUGUACCAGUCACCAAACUCAAUAAUCAUUAGCAUUUAUUUUCAGCAGGUGGUUAUCAGGGUUUUUGGGCUUCAUUUCAGAUUUAAUUAAAAUUUUUUGUAGAGAGAAUUCUUUUGUUGAUAAUGUUCAACUGAUUUUUCAUAUGUGUAUAAAUCUGAACUUUGUAAUAGCCCCUUCUGUACUGGAAGUUCUUCUCAGUGAAUGCUUCACAAUUGUAACAUUAUGUUUUGGAUUAUUAGUAUGCACAAAUAUCCUUACAAACUGCAUCUCAUCCUGCACAUGUGGUAAGAUACCGUUAAUGAAUAAAUUUGUUCUUUUCUGCACUCAUAA
Messenger RNA from Schistocerca piceifrons (Central American locust), 1809 nucleotides. Its product is annotated as FUN14 domain-containing protein 1. NCBI's taxonomy places the organism in Eukaryota, Metazoa, Arthropoda, Insecta, Orthoptera, Acrididae. The coding region runs from base 237 to 725 and encodes 162 amino acids. Gene Ontology annotation, cellular component: mitochondrial outer membrane. Gene Ontology annotation, biological process: autophagy of mitochondrion. The record is from RefSeq and is a predicted model, not a curated record. The transcript has 4 exons.